GAACAUGAAUUCCGUAUUUUUGCGAAAGGCAGGAAUAGCAUUGAAAGAUACCUGCCCCGGGCUUUCUCGCCAUUAUCUGAUACAUUUGUUUUUUUACUAUGCUACCUUGAAGAGGGGAAAGCUGCCAGUAAAUUGGCAGGUUGUACCAUCAAACUUUGGACAGUCUUAUAAUUGAGCUUCUGCACCCGCUUGUCCAAUGGCUACAAGAUGAUCUCUCUGCAAGUCAAAAUCAACUUUAGAGAACAGAGGAAGAAUGUGCCCGUUCUGCUUCCAAAUCUUAUCGCAUGAUAAUUACAAAGUGCGCCUGAGACCGAAAAUGAAAAUAACACCACGCAUUGAAAGACUUCUCCAGAAAGAAGCAAAAGAUUACAGACUAAACCUAAAACAAACGAAGCUCCUCAAUAAAUAUAAACUUGCUGAGAGUGUACUGGUAGUUACAUGCAACACAUGCAAAAAAAAUUCUAAAUUUCCUGGGGAGAGUCGAAGUAGUCUUGCUUACAGUCCUGGCACUCCCAAGAUUAAGCGUGGUUCUGCAACUUUGGAUCUGAGAACCCCAAGUUCCGUUAGAAAGGCAAACUUAUCUUACAGUGAAGAGAAGCUCAGCUCUACAGGCAAGAGUCCUGUAACAACUCCCAGGUUCUGUGCUUCUGCACAGUCUUCACCAGCCUCUCUACCAAAAUCCGUGAAAAAAGGAAAAUUCAAGUUCUCAAGAUUAAAAAUGAUUCUAAGUCAAGAGACAAAAGAAAUACCUAAAAAGGCAGAUUUACAGAACUUCCUUUCAUCACUUAGCUAAUAAAUACUAUUUGUGUUUCUUUGUGGAUCUUAUAUGUAUGUACAACGGGAUUUAUUAUAUAAGAAGUAUUCUAGUAUUAUUUUGCACAAGUAUAAACAGUUAUUUUUUAAUCAAGUGUUAAUAAAUUAAAUGUGGAUUAAUGAGU
Pelobates fuscus (common spadefoot toad) is the source of this 938-nucleotide messenger RNA. It is a transcript of the gene RMP24, whose product is annotated as chromosome 4 C18orf21 homolog. The transcript has 6 exons. The record is from RefSeq and is a predicted model, not a curated record. Lineage: Eukaryota; Metazoa; Chordata; Amphibia; Anura; Pelobatidae. Bases 254 to 793 code for a protein of 179 amino acids.